Messenger RNA from Oncorhynchus mykiss (rainbow trout), 1226 nucleotides. It is a transcript of the gene szl, whose product is annotated as sizzled. Gene Ontology annotation, biological process: non-canonical Wnt signaling pathway; canonical Wnt signaling pathway. The record is from RefSeq and is a predicted model, not a curated record. Gene Ontology annotation, molecular function: Wnt-protein binding. Lineage: Eukaryota; Metazoa; Chordata; Actinopteri; Salmoniformes; Salmonidae.
CGCAGCACCCACCUUCUCGUUUGGAUUCUCAGUCAGGACUUUGUUUCUCUUCACUAUGGAUCUCCUCACCGUAACCCUGGCUCUCUUGGUUCACCUGACCCCAGCCUGGGGCUUCGACAUGGGCCAGUCGACCCGCUGUGUCCCCAUCCCCCACCAGAUGAGUGUGUGCCAGGACGUGGGCUACUCGGAGAUGAGGCUGCCAAACUUCCUGGGCCACAGCAGCCUGGAGGGCGAAGUGGUUCCCCGCUCGGAGGACUGGAGACCCCUGCUGCAGACUGGCUGCCAUCCCCAUGCCCAAGCCUUCCUCUGCUCCCUCAUCGCCCCUAUCUGCCUCGACACGUUUAUCCAGCCGUGCCGUAGCCUGUGCGUGGCCGUCAGGGACAGCUGUGCCCCAGUACUGGCCUGUCAGGGCCACGUCUGGCCAGAGGCGCUGGACUGUGACCGUUUCCCUGCCCAGGAGGACAUGUGUCUGACCCCCCACCCCAAACAUAGCAACAGCCACCUCGCCAAAGCAUUGCCUCAGCCUGCAUGCCAAGCCUGUCCUUCCGUGGAGGAGCACCCUACACUGAAGACAGUUCUGGACGCUCUGUGCCAGGAUGACUUUGCUGUAACAGCCAAGCUGUCUCGCCGGCGCCGGCCGUCAGGGGAGCCAGAGUUUGAGGUGGAGGGCCGGGUAGAGUUUAUCCGCCAGGGCCCCCUGCUUCCCUACGACACCCAGUACCUCCUCCAGCAGUGGCUGCUCAUUAACCUACGGUGUGCCAACGCCCUAGUCCGGCCCGGCCGCGCCCAGCUCUACCUGCUGACUGGGGCGGUGCAGCCAGAAGGCACCCUGGCCCUCACCCGCCUCUUCCCAUGGCACAAGAAGGACCACAGCAUCGCAGUUGCCACGCGCAAGUGGAAGCACCACAAGUGUUGAGUGCCUGGACGAUGUAUCGGAAUGGAAAAACCUGAGCUCUGAUGAAUCUGUGUUGCAUAGAACGGCAUCCUAACUCACACAAGCCAGGACUCGGCAUAAUAUCAGUUUUCUUGGAAAUAAUUGGUAUAAGGCCUAAGUAUAGGACGUUUUCUGAUGUUAAUGACUUGAUGCAGGAGGGCAGAGGAACGUGGAGUUGGAGCUGGACUCUCUCACUGACAUGACCCUCUGCUGCCCUCUGCUGCUCCUUCACAGUAUCUCAGCUCCGUCUGAAUGCACACAGCAACAUAAUGCACUCUAAAACUGUACAUAG